AUGGAAGUAACGCCGGAAGAAUGGACCGAGCGGGCGAAGGAAAACAUGAAAAAGUUCCUUAACCGGGGCGGUGCAUGUCGUGGGGACGAACCGCAAACGCUGGUUGGAGCCGCACUCGAGAACACGCUCGGGUACGCGCUUAACCUUACGAUGAAGGACCCAAACGAGUGGACGGACGAUGAGCUGCAGCAGGAGUACAUGGAACAGCUGUGCUUCUAUGAUGCUGAAUCGCGCAAGACCAUCGACAAGCUGACGCAGCAGAUGUACGCGCAGGGUGUAGUGGCCGAGGAACCGUGCCAUCUGACGAUCCUGCCGAUCGAGCUGUACGCCGAGGGAAAGCUGUACGAGGUGGCGCUGUUCCGGUACCAGUUUGGGGACUGCAACGUGACUGAACCGAAGUACGUGGAUUCGUAUGGACGCGUGUACGGCAGCUUCCGGGACUUUCUGCGCAACAACAAGUACCCAUCGGCGGAGGUGAUGUACCCACGCGAGGGACGACUCGAGGCUGGCGAAGAUAAGACGGUGCAGUACGAAGUGGGGAAAACACCCGCCUGGAAGGCGUACUACUUCAAGGCGUUGGACAUCGCGACGGGCAUCAUCGGUAUUGCCGGUGCAACCGGGGCCAUUUUCCUCUCAGGCGGCAUCGCAACGCCGUUUGUUGCGGCCAGCAUCGGCUCGGCACUGUACGCGACCGGUCGCUCGAUCGAUGUGCUUCGUGACAAAAGCGCCCACCAGGAGUCACUGAAUCCGUUCCGUGAUUCAGAAUCGCGCACCGCCUGGUUGAGUUUGACCGCGCACGUGCUCACCUUCGGCACGAUGCCGCACAUAUCGGCCCUGUCUGGUGUGGCCUCGACCAGUCAUAGUAUCGCGACCGGUUUCAAAGUUUGCAACUUCAUCAACGAGACAGGCAACAUAAUCAGCGAUCUCGUGAUUUGCGACACGUUGUCGGCGAUGCACUCGAGUUACUAUAACGCCUCGAUCGAGACGCGGUUAGCCCAUGCUGCCUCAAUCUGCUUCUGGACGAAGACACCUAUUAGCAUCCGCAGGGCGGAGCUGAUGAUGAAGAACAACGCGAUCGUCGCGUUGAAGCUGUUUGGGUUCGAGGAUCACUGUUGCGAGUACUUCAACAACGAUUCCCAUGCGAUCGAUAUUGGGUUGCGUAUCGCGAAACAUUCGCUCGAGUACAACGUGCUAAUUGGGUCUGAUCCUAGCGAACCAGGCACGAUUCGAAUCGAUGGCACCCGGUUCCCGAUUAAGGCACUAUUGCGUCUUGAACCAAAUGAGGUAGAGCUGUUAUUUGAUGCAUUGCAGGGCGUAACAGCGACACCCGGAGACCGUGCGCUGUUCCAUGAACUAUGCCUACUGGUCCGGCCCACGUCAGGAUUGCCACCGACGGAAAACGAAGAUGAUGGCAAGCUACACACGCUGGUACGGUUCCUUGCAGAGGAAGCAACGCGCGAAUGCCUGCCCGUAAACGAGCUGAUGGAAAUUCUGCUCCAAACGUACGCCGUCGUCAAGCGGUGCGAAGAACUGGCUCACGUUUCACCCACCACCUUCGGGCUGUCGGUUGAGCAAGGAGGCUUAUGUAUAGGCCGUGGUCUCUGGAUGCGUCUCAAACCGGCCUACAUCCUGCUUGCGUCCAAGCGAACGACACCACUCCCAGCGGACCAAACCACUGACGGGAAGUUGUUGCAGGAUGAUCCGAGCAAGAGCACCGAAGACAAAGACACGGAACGGGUGGUGCGGGCGAUACUGGACCUGAACGAGGAGCAGUGCGUUCGCUUGACUGAGGUCGUCCGCCAGGAUCCAAACUAUUUGUGUAUUUUUAAGCAAAAACCCCACGACGCCAAAACCGGUGAUGCUGUGUCGAACGCAGAAGGACAACAGGACGAGCAGCUAUACCGUAAUCUAAAGGAGAACAUUCUGCGAGCACUUGAACGGGGAAUGGAUGCCAGUUAAAUACAACGGUAGACGUCUGGGAGGCGACCAUACCAGAAACCAGAGCAAUACUAACAAGAAUAUGAAGCGAAUAACGAAGGCCAUUAACCACUAACUGAGC
Anopheles nili is the source of this 2059-nucleotide messenger RNA. RefSeq lists its product as uncharacterized. The record is from RefSeq and is a predicted model, not a curated record. Lineage: Eukaryota; Metazoa; Arthropoda; Insecta; Diptera; Culicidae. The transcript is spliced from 3 exons. Bases 1 to 1959 code for a protein of 652 amino acids.